This is a messenger RNA of Sycon ciliatum, 3854 nucleotides long. RefSeq lists its product as uncharacterized. Gene Ontology annotation, biological process: organelle organization; lysosome localization; protein localization to membrane. The transcript is spliced from 28 exons. Gene Ontology annotation, cellular component: lysosomal membrane; BLOC-2 complex. NCBI's taxonomy places the organism in Eukaryota, Metazoa, Porifera, Calcarea, Leucosolenida, Sycettidae. The record is from RefSeq and is a predicted model, not a curated record. Bases 295 to 2961 code for a protein of 888 amino acids.
GCAAUAAGGAACAGGAGUGAAUCAGUUGAUUACAUGACAGUUCGUGGUAGUCCUUUUCUUCUUCAUCACCAUCGUCUAAACUGUUCCUAACUAACAAGCACUAACCUCUCUCUGCCUUCUUCUAAAGCUGGAGACGACAGAUGACGUGGCCUUCGGUCAGUGCCCACAAACUAACUUGUACUACAAGUUGUAGUGCCUCGUCGUUUCGUUUGUUUUGCUUGCUGUCAACAGCUUGCACCCACGUAUAUUCUCUGCGAAAUGGAAGAGUAGCUGGCGCAGAGAACGACUAUUAGUAUGUACGAGCUACGCCAACUUUCUGACGUUUGGCCAACCUUGCGAGGCAGCCAGUCGUUGAAGUCACUGCUCCAGGAGCAUUAUGAUGCUCGCAAGAAGGUCAAUCUCAAGGUCUGGGUUCAUCCCGGUCAUGUGAUUGUUGCACAUGGACAGACAGUGCUGUCGUUUGAUGUGCUGCCACGGUCCAAGCACAUCCUGGGAUCGGCUGGCUCUGCUCUCUAUUCACAGGAGCAGAAGGAGCCCGACUGGCUAUGCAUGACGGACUGCUCUGCUCCUCUGGUUCAUGUCUUCUGCCCGGGACAGGACCAUUCCUUGGCUGCUCUGGUGUUCGCUGACGGGAAAAUUGAGUUUUGGAGAUUUCUCCGACCGCAGUACAAAUGGGUGGCAGCCAAUUUCAUCCACCUGAUGACAUCUGAGCUAUUGGUCGGAUAUGAGCGGAUGGAAGUUGCUUCUGUUUCAUGGUUGGAAGAUAGACACAGCCUCGUUGCCUGCUAUUCGACGCCACGCAGUUUUUCUCGUAGAGCAGUUGUCGGUGAGCGGCCAGCAUCGAAUCGGUUCUCUGUCGGUGUGUGGAGGCUGGAUGAUGCGUAUCAGACAGUGGAAUCAUGCCAGGCUGUUUUCACCCAGUGUCCCGUUAUGUCCUUCACCAGUGUCAAGUCGCUCGUAUGCCUACAGCCUAGCCAGCCAACUCUGCCUGGUCUUCUGCUGUUCUGGCUGAGUGAGAAAUCACUUAUUCAGCCGUACUUGUGCGGAUCAGGGCGCAGCCAUGCGGUGCAGGAGAUGGCCUGUCCAGUCAACUUCACCAGCCUGAUAUCAAAGACAGUUGGAUCGUGGCUACAGCUCCACUCAGGGACGGGCGUACUGGCUGCAACUGCUUCUCGCCGCACAGACCAGAUCUUGAUCUUGCAACAUGACGGUCAGAUCGUCUCCAGCCAGCUAAAGAAAGGUCAUGUGCACGUAUCGAAAGCUGCCAGACUCCACCCGUGGUCUGCACUCGAGAACGGCCAUGAGGUGGGGAACGGCGAGGAGAAGCCACGCGCAGACGACGUCGCUUAUCUCCUUGCUCAGCGCAAUUUCCUCAUCCUCUCCCAACCCGACCAGCCAUUAAGAGUGUUUGACGUACGGACGGGCAGUCAGCUCUGGCACACCAUUGAUCUGCAGCUGACUGGCUCAAAGUCGGCCGCCGAGCUGUGGCAAUUUCCCACCGCAGCCUCUACAGUCGGUGCCUGGAAUUGCACUGGGCUAUGGAUGCUUCAGGCCAAGCCAGUUCUGGAUCAAGCGGAAGCAAUCAUGAAGCAUUCGGACGCCACUGAUCUGCCAGAUGAGGGUGCAGUCACACGAUGCUGCCGUGCCGCUCAGCUAUGCAUGGACUGGAAUCAGUCUGCUGCUGCCGUACGCUUCUCACUACAAGGCGCUUCUCAGCUCAGCAAGGUACCAGACAAGGAUGGUGAAAUUCAACAAGAAGUUCCAGAAGAGUUGAUCAAGCUAUUGAAUGUGGAUGGCCUUGAGAGCCCAGCACUGUUAUUGCCAGCAUUGGUGAAGUUCCCUAGCCAGCGACAACGCUUGGUGAGCAUUAUCGCAUCGUACUUGAAGCGCUACAAGACCAGUUCUCCGGACACUGCAAGUCGCCUGCUCCGCUCCAGCUUGAGUGCGGAGAUCGUACCGCUGCUGCAGGAGUUCAUGUCGCUGGCCGAACAGUAUGAACAGCUGCUGGGACCGGGCGAAUCUGCAGCCCUGGCGCAAGGCAGCUCCGGUGAGGUGCAAACCGAAGUGCUACGCCUGAUCACCAGCCAACAGGUGUUGAGUGGACCCAUCGAGGCGAAUCAAGCUCAGCUAGAUCUGUUGGCUCACCGCUCGCCUGCGCUAGUGCUGGCGUCCGUGAAAGAAUUCCUGGAUGUACCGGACUUCAAUGAAGCACUGGCAUCGGUCUAUCAGGAUGACUUCCAGUCGGCGGUGAACUGGGAGUCUGUACUGCUGCGAGAUAACACGUUCUUCCAAGCUGCGGACUCGCUUGUGACCACUAGAUUUCCGCUGUUUGAUGUAUUAUGCCGUCUUCUUAAUGCGAUCUCACCGGACGAACUUGUGGCGUUCGUGGAGUUUGCAGGGCAGGUCAUACGCUAUGAUGACGAUGUCGACGCAGCGUUCGUCCAUCAUGACAAAGAGCAUUACUUUGUACAGCGAGCUCUGGCCGCACUACCACUCCAGUUCCCAGAUGGUAACUCGCCAUCGUCCAAGGCAACAUCGCCGUCAACUGCUCAGUCUGAAGCUGCCAUGUUGGCCCAUUCCAAGCUGCUGCUGAAAAGUGGUCAACCACUGAGCGGUCUGACUGCAGCGCGGUAUCUCGUAACCCGUCAGCUUUGGUCACAAGUGUUUGAACUGGCACGGGUCUUGGCCGGCAACGAGGAGAAAGGCUCUGCUCAGUCCACUGAACUGUUUCAUAUGAUACUUGUUGCACUGAUUGAGAACAAUCAACUACAUAGAUAUUGGCAGACACUGAUGAAGCUCCGUCCACCCUCUCUAACGUCAGCAUUCCUGUUGACCAUUCUACAGAAAUAUGUACCUGUCGCAGACAAGUCGCAGUUAGACUCAAGCGGCAUGCUCAUCGUGGAUCCUAACGGUCCUCUCACCGUUGAUGUUAUCCGCGGCAUGCUCCUCCAGAUGCUCUAGUAGUAUCGCGAUUUUGACACUUCCGACCGGCGGCUAUGGAUAUGGAUUUGAGAUGGGCUCGCCAGUAAGAGUCACCUAUGCGGUGCUGCGUUGACUUGUACACGCACUAAAGCAUAUCAGUUUUGUUUUUGACACAAUGUUAAGUGCAUGAUUGUUGCACUCUGCGAAUACCUCUUUCCCCGUUCACAAUCAUCACCCCGCUAUCAUGUACUGAGUUGCCCAGGGCUGGACCCAUGGCUGCGAAGACAUUAUCGUCUCUAGUUCUUUAUAUGGCUGUCUUGACUUUAGGAUCCCACGGCCCGUCGUUGAACCUUGAGAAUCAUGUGAAGUAUGCCCCCCCCCCCUCCCUUUCCUACUCAUCCUUGGACUUGGUUAUCCUCUGAGACCGCCACCCAAGCAUGUGCACGUGUGGGUAUACUCAGUGCUUGAGCUGUAUCCUUGUCUCUUGGUUUCGGUGUUGUAUUUAGGAUGUUUGCGUUCGUUCUCAUGAAAUGUGAGAACUUGGAUCUAUUAUAAUUAUUUCUGUUGCUCAACAAAAUAGUCCUGUUUUCUUCCUGCACAUAUACAAAUUUCUUCCAUAAAAUGUCAUGCUCCCUAUCAUGGAACUAGGCUUUACACAGUAAAGAUGAUUGUCCGUUGUUCUGGAUCGAUAGAUGAUUCUUUGCUCUGGAUUUUUUUUAAUUAAAUCGCACUCUUUUUAUCUUAUUCAUUAGUUUAUUUUCAAAAAAGUAGUUUAGGUUCUAUGUUUAUACGGGUUGUCCGGAUAUUUGAUCACUGUUUUGUGGAGUUCGACCGAUUGCGAUGAGCUCCUUACUGAACUUCUCCUGCCCGGCGUGCUUGUGAAUGUUGGCCCAACACUUACCAAAGUAGAGUCACUAUAAAGAUAAUAAUUA